Messenger RNA from Penicillium canescens, 1158 nucleotides. RefSeq lists its product as uncharacterized. Bases 1 to 1158 code for a protein of 385 amino acids. The transcript is spliced from 2 exons. NCBI's taxonomy places the organism in Eukaryota, Fungi, Ascomycota, Eurotiomycetes, Eurotiales, Aspergillaceae. The record is from RefSeq and is a predicted model, not a curated record.
AUGAAGUCCUCAGAUAUACAUUUCUUUGUCAAUGCCUCGGAGUCUCCAGUCUUCAAGACUCACGACACAAUCGAUGGUGAGAUUCUAUUUACACCACAUCAACAAACCGAUAUCGACGAUAUAAAUAUCUCGUUCCAGGGCAAUGCAAGAACUGAAGUUGAAAACAUGAAUACACAUGUCCCACUCCCAUACAACGAACUCCGAAAAACAUUCCUUCGCAUGGACAUAGCACCACUCGACUAUUUACUAGAUACAAACACUCUCAGUUCUGGCAAGACAUAUCGAAUCCCCUUUAAAUUUGUUGUCCCAGACCAACUCCCCAUCCACGCCUGUCACCACCAAUGCUCCAAUCCCCAAAUCCACCAAGAACAUCUGCACCUCCCCGCAAGUCUCAGUUACCAAACACACAAACCCAAUGGUCACGAUAUGUCACCAGAAAUGGCAGAAAUUAUCUACAGCAUCAACUUCGUGUUAUGGCAACGAGGCGGCAAGGCAGGACGAUCCAAGAAACUCCAAGAAGCGAUAUAUCCAGUUCAAAUCCAGCCCACGCGAGAAGAGCAUGCUCCAAUUUUUGUUCCAGCGAAGAAUACAUACUACAAGCUACAAUCUCAAAAGACUGUCACAAAGGGCCUGUUACGACAUACCAUAGGCCAGCUGGAGGUAUCCUCCGCCCAACCACCGGCGAUCCAACUCCACAGUCCCCAGCCACAUAACGAUGUUUCGACGACGCUGAAAAUUGAUCUGCGGUUUCAGCCUACACGUACGAGUCAGGCACCGCCAUCACUUCUGGCUGCGCAAUUUCAGCUUCGAGCUAUGACAUUCUUUGGACUGGAGCCGUGGCGGGAUUCUCCUGAUUUGUCUGAUAUUUCCACAUGGGGUCCUCGUCAAGCUUUUUGGUCUGAGCAUGUGGCUCUUACCGCCGAUCGUGAUAUUAAUGUGGAUUGGAAAUCCCAUUCGGAGAAAGGUCAGGCGGUUUUCACGGCUUCGAUUCAGGUGCCUGUUUCACUACCGUGUCAUCGACGCUAUCCGACUACUUUCCAUUCGUGUUUGGUAUCUCGCGUCUAUGCUGUGAAGGUGAAUCUGUUCUAUCGGGCGCAUGAAAAGGCGAGAGGUACUUCUUCUAUAUCGUUGUCUGUUCCAGUGGAGAUUUGUGCAUGA